CUUAAAUAGUGAUUACUUGGUUUGUGUCGCAGUGUAUUAAAUUUUAGUGUAUGUAUUUUAUUUCGUUAUUUUUCUAAUUAUUUACCAUAAUAGGCAUGUCAUUUACAAUAUUUAAAUUAUUUGUUAAUACUUUGGGAAAGAACCUGCCGAGACAUCCGAUUAAAUCAGGAUUAACAUUCCGAUUCGCAACAGCCAUGGACGUGGCUACACCAGAAAAAAUAGACUCGCCAAAAGAUGAGUCAGAUGAAAUAAUUCGUAGCAAAAAUCAGACGAGGUUUAAGAAACGUCACAUGAAGCGGCAGUGGGAGGAGUUGACUGCUAAUAAGAAAGACGACGGAGAGUCAGAAGAAAAAAAAUUAUGCGAGAAAACCGCUGAAAGGAUUAAGAGGAAAAAAAUGGCAAUGCUAUUAGGCUAUUGUGGGGUAGAUUACUAUGGAAUGCAGAGGAAUCCGGGCGUUAGAACAAUAGAGGAGGACCUAUUGAAAGCACUGUACGAGACUAAAUACAUAACGGAGGAUGACUACAAAAAUCAACAGAAUGCGCACUUCCAGAGGAGCUCGCGAACCGACAAAGGUGUCUCUGCCGCCAGACAGGUCGUGUCUAUGAAGUUACCUUUAGAAAUAAACAUUGAUGAUAUCAACAAAAAAUUACCCGAGUGCAUAAGAAUAUUUGCUGUGAAACGGGUUACAAAUAAAUUUAAUUCAAAAUCGAAAUGUAAUGCGCGAACAUACAGUUUUACACUGCCCACCUAUGUAUUCGAACCUAGCCUGGUGACCAUAGAAGAAAGGAAAUUUUAUAGAAUACCUGCAGAGACAUUGGACAAAGUCAAUAAUGUAUUAAGUAUAUACAAAGGGACGAAGAGUUACCACAAUUUUACUGAAAGGAAGCACUUCCAAGACCCGUCUGCAUUGAGGUACAUGAUGAGUUUUAGCGUAGAGAAAGUCUUUGUACAUUCAGAUAUGGAGUUUGCCGUAUUAUUAGUUAAGGGACAAAGCUUCAUGCUGCAUCAGAUCCGUAAAAUGGUAGGUCUAAUGAUUGCCGUUGUCAGAGGUCACACGGACUCGUCAACGAUGGAGCGGGCAUUUGGCAAGGAGAAAGUCAUAAUACCCACCGCGCCUGGUCUGGGCUUAGUUCUAGAUAUGGUACACUACGACAGAUAUGAUGCCCGAUACAAAAUAAGUCACGAUAGUCUCACCUGGGAAGCAGAAGAAGAGGCUGUUCAAAAAUUCAAACAUGAUUUCAUAUACCCCAACAUAGUAAAAGGUGAGAUAGAAGACAAUUCAAUGGGUAACUGGCUGGAGAAACUGAAUCUACAUUCCUAUGACCCGUCAGAUGAUGUUCCCGGCGAGAAAGAGACAGAAAAUAGAGAGUUAGAUGAUGAUGAUGAUGAAGAUUGUGACGAUAAAGAGACAAACGAAACAAAGGAACAAGACGUUAUAUCGAAAAGUGUAGAAAAUGUUACGAGUAAUGUUGCAAGUAAUGUUGAAUCAGAAGAAAAGUCUGUUGAGAGUAAAGAGGUUGUAUAAAAGAAUUUAAUAUGUAUUGUAAAUUUUGAAUGUUUUUGUAUUGGCAUAUUUGCAUUUUAUCUGGCUAUAUGGAACAAAUUCCAUAUAAAUAUUGGAGUGGAUUCUGGAGUACAGUUCUCUAUCUAAAGAGAAUGAUGCGAUGAUAAUAAAUUUAAAAUUUUUAAUUUAAAGAUUAAGGCAAAUGGUACUUCAGAAAGAAUAACUUUAUUGUAAAUACUUAAUAUAUAUUUUCCAUAGACAAAUUGCAAACUAAUCUAUCUCUAUGGAUAGUUUCAUUUGCCACUUAUUUAGAGGCACUAGUAGUAAAAGCAGUGAAUGUGAAAUUGUGUUAAUUUUUUAAAAUUUUAUAUGACAACUGCCUUAGUAUUUACGUUAUAGGUUUGUGCUGUAAUAUAGCCUAAAAUUCCGCCGCUAAAUUCUGCAGGUAUAGGGCUUUUUAAUCAAACUUUAUUUAAAGUUGUUGGUUACUAAACAAUUUGCAUUAUAACGUUGGCAAAUUUAGGUGCCUUUACCUACUAGAUGGCGUUAGAAUCGAAACUUGUUUUUGUUUAUUAUGUAGUUAAAGAUAAUUUAAGGAAAAAAAUUCUAAAUUAGUGUUUUUUUUAUUAUGUAAAGUAAAUAAUAGUAAAUAAUCAACAAAAGCCAUAAGUCUCGAUUCCAGAUACAUCUAGUAUUUCUUGUCUAAUUUAGUGACUGUCUGUUUGUCUGUAAGCCUAGGCGCCAAAAAUUAACAAAUGAAUUAAUUUUCUCAUUUCUAAUAUUAGUAAUGAUCUCUAGUUCGUUUUCUUAUAAAAAUGUAAUAUAUAAAAGCUAUACAAACAUAUAAAAUAUAAACAUAUAAAAUAUAAUACAGUAUGUAUGUAUGAUUAGUUGAAACUUUUCAAACUAUGUUAAAUUUACAUCCCAUUCCCAAUAUGCAGGAAUUAAACUGUAUAAUGUGCCAAUACUAAAACUAAAUAUAGUUUUAUUGUGACGUUUUGUUAAUGAAGUAUAGACUAAUAAAUAAAUAUGACUAAGCCAUAACGAGAA
This is a messenger RNA of Galleria mellonella (greater wax moth), 2555 nucleotides long. It is a transcript of the gene Pus1, whose product is annotated as pseudouridylate synthase 1 homolog. Bases 96 to 1526 code for a protein of 476 amino acids. Gene Ontology annotation, biological process: mRNA pseudouridine synthesis; tRNA pseudouridine synthesis. Gene Ontology annotation, cellular component: nucleus. Gene Ontology annotation, molecular function: pseudouridine synthase activity; RNA binding. The transcript has 7 exons. NCBI's taxonomy places the organism in Eukaryota, Metazoa, Arthropoda, Insecta, Lepidoptera, Pyralidae. The record is from RefSeq and is a predicted model, not a curated record.